Molecule: messenger RNA, 5191 nt
Organism: Odobenus rosmarus divergens (Pacific walrus)
Lineage: Eukaryota; Metazoa; Chordata; Mammalia; Carnivora; Odobenidae
Gene: COL18A1
Product: collagen, type XVIII, alpha 1
Exons: 41
Coding region: 50-5191 (1713 amino acids)
Source: RefSeq, a predicted model, not a curated record
CCCUGGGACACAGACACGGCAGCCCAGGCCCUGCGAGGGCACAGCACUGAUGGCUCGGCUCCCCGGCAGCCGCCUGGGCCCCCCGCUGCUGCUUCUCUUGGUCACAUAUUGCCUCGCGGCCGCCCGCGCUGACCUGCUGAGCCUAAACUGGCUGUGGUCCACUAGGACCGACGGGCCCACAGCCGAACUGGUCUCUGAGCCCCCGGGGAGCCCACAUGGGCAGCCCAGAGAGGACACCGGCACACGCGUGGCCCCCCAGCAUGGCCCCGUGGAGCAGGGGAGAGCCCCUGCCAGCUCGGAGCUCCCCGUGGAGAGGCCGGAGCCUGGCCCGGGAGGUACCUCCCCCGCGGGCCCGGACACGAAGGAGGAGAACAUCGCCGGCGUGGGAGCCAAGAUCCUGAAUGUGGCUCAGGGCAUCCGGAGCUUUGUCCAGCUGUGGGAUGACGCCACUCCCACCACGAGCCCCCCCGGGGCAGAGGCGCCAGCCCCUGUGACCCCCACGGCCCCCCUCACUCUCCCCGGGCCCUCCAGCACCCCCCAGGAGAACGGGACCGCCCUCUGGCUGGGCAGCGGGGCCCCGAGCUCUCCGGACACCCAGAGGACCGAGGCCGGCACCCUGCCAGUGCCCACCCAGCUGCCUCCCUUCCCGGGCGGGCCCUCGCCAGCACCACCUGCUGCAGGUAGAGCUUCUCCGUCCUCUGCGCGAGGUGGGGCCCCUCCCUGGGGGAGCCGGCAGUCCCCGGGGCGAUCCCCGGAUCGGGACAGCAGGGGACUUCUGCGCAUGGCAGCCCGUCCCGGCCAGCAGCACCGACGCCCUGGCAUCCACAGACGCACGCCUCCUCUGCUCCCCCUGGUGACGGGACCCCUGGGCGCUCUCACCGGCCCCUCGGCUCGCUCCUCCGGCCCCCCCACCCUGGUGUCUCAGAUCCUGCUCUCAGCUGUCCCCGGGGACGGGGGCGCUCGGGCUCCUCACGUGGCUGACUCUGUGGGGCCUGGUCUUGCUAAUCUCUCUGCACUGCUCGGGGCGGACCCGCUGACCCCCGCCGGGCAGCCUGUCCCUGCUGCCGGUGGCCGCUGCCUGCCCCUGCCUCCCUCCCUGCCCGUCUGCGGCCACCUGGGCAUUGGGCGUGCCUGGCUGCCCAACCACCUGCGGCACGGGAGCAGCGAGGAGGUGCGGGCCGCCGCCCGGGCAUGGGGGCACCUCCUCCAGACGCACUGCCACCGCUUCCUCGCCUGGUUCUUCUGCCUGCUGCUGGCCCCGCCCUGUGGCGCUGGCCCUCCGCCCGCGCCUCCGCCCUGCCGCCAGUUCUGUGAGGCCCUGGAGGACGCGUGCUGGGGCCACCUGGAUGGGGGAGGGCUGCCGGUCUCCUGUGCCUCGCUCCCGGCCCAGGAGGAUGGCCUCUGCGUGUUCAUUGGGCCGGGUGCAGAAAGCCUGGGCACGGAGGUGGGGCUCCUGCAGCUGCUUGGAGAGCCCCCACCCCCGCAGGUCACGCAGGUGGAAGACCCCGACGUCGGGCCAGCCUUCGUCUUUGGCCUGGAUGCCAACAGCGGCCAGGUGGCCCGGUACCACUUCCCCAGCCCGUUCUUCCGUGACUUCUCGCUGCACUUCCACGUCCGGCCUGCCACCAAGGAUGCGGGGGUGCUGUUUGCCAUCACGGAUGCGGCCCAGGCGGUGGUGUCCGUGGGCGUGAAGCUGUCGGGCGUACGUGAUGGGCACCAGCACAUCCAGCUCCUGUACACCGAGCCCGGGGCCACACGAACCCACACAGCCGCCAGCUUCCGUCUGCCCGCCUUCACUGGCCAGUGGACGCGCUUCGCCCUCAGUGUGGACGGCGCAACUGUGGCGCUGUUUGUGGACUGCGAGUUGUUCCAGAGGGUGCCCUUGGUGCGCUCCCCGCGGGGCCUGGAGCUGGAGCCCGGCGCUGGCCUCUUCGUGGCCCAGGCUGGAGGAGCAGAUCCUGACAAGUUCCAGGGGAUGAUCGCGGAGCUGAGGGUGCGUGGGGACCCCCACGUGAGCCCCCUGCACUGUCUGGAGGAGGACGAUGAGGGCGGCGGCAGGGUGUCUGGAGACUUCGGGAGCGGGCUGGAGGAGACCCAGGAGCCUCUCAGGGAGCAGUCGGGUCCGUCGCCCAAACCCAGCCUCCCCGAGGCUCCCCCGGUCACUUCUCCGCCCUUGGCUGCAGGCAGGGAUGUGGAAGACUCCAGAACUGAAGAAAUUGAGGAAGAAACCACGGUGUCCUCCUUGGGAGCUCGGACCCUCCCCGGCUUGGAAGCAGUCACCGCAGGGAGCGUUCGGAGCCCUGGGGGCGGCCUGGAAGAGGGUCCUGCAGUGCAGAGUCCAGAUGCACAGCCUGUACCCAGGCCACAGGGCCCCCCUGGCCCCCCGGGGCCUCCGGGGAAGGAUGGUGCCCCCGGAAGGGACGGUGAGCCGGGGGAUCCCGGUGAACAUGGGAGACCGGGCGACCCUGGGCCGCAGGGCUUCCCUGGAACCCCGGGAGACGCGGGCCCCAAGGGCGAGAAGGGCGACCCUGGGGUUGGGCCAAGAGGACCCCCGGGACCCCAAGGGCCUCCAGGGCCACCAGGACCCUCCUUCAGACAUGACAAGCUGACCUUCAUUGACAUGGAGGGGUCUGGGUUCGGCGGUGACCUGGAGAGCCUCCGAGGCCCCAGAGGCUUCCCUGGCCCCCCAGGACCCCCGGGCGUCCCAGGCCUGCCUGGAGAACCAGGCCGCUUUGGGAUGAACAGCUCAGACGUCCCAGGACCCGCAGGCCUUCCUGGUGUGCCCGGGCGAGACGGGCCCCCUGGGCUUCCUGGCACCCCGGGUCCACCGGGUCCUCCAGGAAAAGACGGAGGACCAGGGAAGAUGGGCCAGAAAGGCAGCCCCGGUGAAGUGGGCGCCCCAGGACCUAAGGGAAGCAAGGGUGACCCUGGGCCUGUUGGCGCUCCUGGGGAGAAUGGCUUGGCAGGAGCCUCCGGACCAGCUGGACCACCAGGGCCCCCAGGACCCCCUGGGCCACCAGGACCAGGACUUGCCGCAGGGUUUGAUGACAUGGAAGGCUCUGGGGGACCCUUCUGGUUGACGGCUCAAGGAGCCAGCGGGUCGCAGGGACUGCCCGGCCCGCCCGGAGUCAAGGGGGAUCCUGGAAUAACCGGACCACCGGGCACCAAGGGAGAAGUCGGGGCCGAAGGACCUCCCGGGUUCCCCGGCCUCCCUGGCAGAGAGGGCUCGGCUGGAGCCCAGGGACCCAAAGGAGAAAAAGGGACCCAGGGAGAGAAAGGCGACCCAGGGAGGGAUGGAGUGGGGCAGCCUGGCCUCCCCGGACCCCCCGGACCCCCGGGGCCUGUCGUCUACAUGUCGGAGCAGGAUAAAGUGCUGGGAGGCGUGCCGGGACCUGAGGGCAGGCCGGGGUUCGCGGGCUUUCCUGGACCGGCCGGGCCAAAGGGAAAUCUGGGCUCCAAAGGCCAGAGGGGCCUCCCGGGACCCAAGGGCGAGAAGGGUGAGCCGGGCCCGGUCUUCAGCCCCGAUGGCAGCAUGCUGGCCCCCGCCCAGAAAGGGGCCAAGGGAGAGCCUGGCUUCCGAGGACCCCCGGGCCCCUAUGGACGGCCGGGGCACAAGGGAGAGAUUGGCUUCCCUGGGCGGCCGGGUCGCCCCGGGAUGAACGGAUUGAAGGGGGAGAAAGGGGAGCCGGGACACAGCAGCAUCGGCUAUGGCGUGAGGGGUCCACCCGGUCCCCCAGGGCCUCCGGGGCCCCCAGGCCCUCCUGGGACUCCCAUCUAUGACAGCAACGCCUUUAUGGAGUCUGGCCGCCCUGGACCCCCAGGAUUACCAGGGCUCCAGGGGCCUUCUGGACCCAAGGGUGACAAAGGAGAUGUGGGCCCUCCAGGACCACCAGGGCAGUUCCCGUUCGACCUCCUGCAGCUGGGGACUGAAAUGAAGGGGGAGAAGGGUGACCGAGGGGACACCGGGCAGAAAGGAGAACGGGGUGCGCCUGGGGGCGGCGCAUUCUUCGGCUCAAGUGCGCCCGGCCCCCCCGGCCCCCCCGGGAUUCCGGGUCCCAAGGGAGAGAGCAUUCGGGGCCAGCCUGGCCCACCUGGACCUCAGGGACCCCCUGGCAUCGGCCAUGAGGGGCGUCAGGGACCUCCUGGGCCCCCUGGUCCCCCAGGGCCCCCUUCCUUUCCCGGCCCUUACAGGCAAACCAUCAGUGUUCCUGGCCCCCCAGGCCCACCUGGGCCCCCUGGGCCCCCUGGAACCAUGGGCACCUCCUCUGGGGUGAGGAUCUGGGCCACGUACCAGACCAUGCUGGACAAGGUGCCGGAGGUGCCGGAGGGCUGGCUCAUCUUCGUGGCUGAGAGGGAGGAGCUGUAUGUCCGGGUGCGCAACGGGCUCCGGAAGGUCCUGCUGGGGCCGCGGACGCCGCUCCCACGCGGGACGGACAACGAGGUGGCUGCCUUGCAGCCCCCCGUGGGCAACCCGUACCCCCGGCGGGAGCUCACCCACUCCACGGCGCGGCCCUGGAGGGCAGAUGACAUCCUGGCCAGCCCCCCACGUCUGCCGGACCCCCAGCCCUACCCCGGAGCCCCACAGCACGGCUCCUACCUGCACUUCCAGCCAGCUCGCCCCACUGGCGGGCCCACCCACACCCACCAGGACUACCACCCGGUGCUGCACCUGGUGGCACUGAACAGCCCCCAGCCAGGCGGUAUGCGAGGCAUCCGCGGGGCGGACUUCCAGUGCUUCCAGCAGGCGCGCGCCGUGGGGCUGGCCGGCACCUUCCGCGCCUUCCUGUCUUCACGGCUGCAAGACCUCUACAGCGUCGUGCGCCGGGCUGACCGCACAACCGUGCCCAUCGUUAACCUCAGGGACGAGGUGCUGUUCCCCAGCUGGGAGGCCUUAUUCUCGGGCUCCGAGGGCCGGCUGAAGCCCGGGGCCCGCAUCUUCUCUUUCGAUGGCAGAGAUGUCCUGCAGCACCCCGCCUGGCCCCAGAAGAGCGUGUGGCAUGGCUCAGACCCCAGCGGACGCCGGCUGACCGACAGCUACUGCGAGACGUGGCGGACGGAGGCUGCAGCAGCCACGGGCCAGGCGUCCUCGCUGCUGGCUGGCCGGCUGCUGGCGCAGAAAGCCACGGGCUGCCACAACACCCUCAUUGUGCUCUGCAUCGAGAACAGCUUCAUGACCUCCUUCUCCAAGUAG